AUGUCCGUAAACCGUACCGCUUCCGUCUCCUCGGCCGGCAAUCACCGCUCGACAUCGUCCUCGUCGGCAAAGUCCAACAGAGAGCACCUUCUCCCCGAGGCCGAUGUGCAAGCCCAGGUCGUGGCAGAGCAUCUGCCGGCCGGCUUCACUGCCGAAUUCGACGCUACCCUCCCCGCGCCCAAGUCCAAACCGGCCUUGGCCACCACCUCCCGCUCCAACAGCACCGCCAACACGACAAAAAACCACUCGACCGCCGCCGAAUCCUCCCUCAAACUCCAAGGCGGCGACAUCCACCGUGAGCUUUUCCGCCUCGCCGCAUCCGAAGGCGGUCCCGGUGGUACCUCUCAGAUCAGAUCCGGCUCGGUACACCGGCGCGCAAACACUUUUCACAACCCGCGAGAAUACCGCCGCUCCCUCGCCGCCGAGGAAGGCCUCAGUGUGGGCGACCAGUUAGCGCCGGGUGGGUUCCGCCGGGCCUAUCUCCUCCAGAAAAGAAGAAAUGGCAAACCAAAUGACUUCUAUGCUGCCCGAAUGCCGAUCACGCGAAACUUUGUCGAGUUUUUGAAUUUGUACGGGCACUUUGCGGGUGAGGAUUUGGAGGACAGCGACGAAGAGGCGGUGGAGUCCGAGUCGGAAGAUGAAGAUGGGGAGAGGAGGCCGCUUUUGACAACGACGAGGGAGCGGCAAAGGCAACGGGAAAGAGAAGAGGAGGCAGAAGGGAGAGAGGGAGCCGGCAUGACCAAGACUUUUUUUACUCUGCUCAAGGCGUUUGUCGGGACGGGGAUCAUGUUCUUGCCCAAGGCCUUUAGCAAUGGUGGCUUGCUAUUUAGCAGCUUGGCCAUGGUGGGGGUGUCGGCGAUUUCGAUGUGGGCGUUUCACCUGCUACUGGAGCUGAAGGAGAGGUAUAGGGGAGGCUAUGGCGAGAUUGGGUAUGCCGUUGCCGGGGGCAGGAUGAGGGGCCUGAUUUUGGCGAGUAUCGCGCUGAGCCAGUUGGGGUUUGUAUGCGCGGGCAUUGUGUUUGUGGCGGAGAAUUUGUUGACAUUCUUCGAGGCGGUGAUGAAGGAUAGUAGGAGCUUCACAACGGCUGGACUAAUCGCGCUGCAGUUGGUGAUUUUGGUACCUUUGAGUUGGAUCAGGAAUAUUUCCAAGCUGGGACCUGCGGCAUUGCUGGCGGACGCGUGUAUCCUGGUUGGGGUUACCUACAUUUAUUGGCAUGAUAUCACGAGUUUGGUGGAUAUGGGAGGGAUGGACAAGGGCGUGGUCAUGUUCAACCCGGAUAGGUACACCAUGAUGGUUGGGUCGGCCAUUUUCACAUUUGAAGGGAUCGGCCUGAUUUUGCCCAUUCAAUCGAGCAUGGCCAGGCCGGAAAAGUUCGAGUGGUUGCUUGGCGUUGUGAUGUUGAUCAUCACUAUCGUUUUCACAAGCGUCGGCGCCCUGUGCUAUGCCACCUUUGGUCUGGACACUCAGAUCGAAAUCAUCAACAACUUUCCCCAAGAUUCAAAGCUUGUCAACGCGAUUCAGUUCCUGUACUCGGUUGCCAUCCUGGUCGGCACGCCGGUUCAGCUGUUUCCCGCGCUCAGAAUCCUCGAAACCAAGAUCUUUGGACGCAAGUCAGGCAAGAAGAGUUUGAAGACAAAGUGGAUCAAGAACGGGUUCCGCUUCGCCAUGGUUUGCCUUUGUGGAGUCAUCUCGGUGCUGGGAACAGGAAAUCUUGACAAGUUUGUCGCACUUAUCGGGAGUGCGGCUUGCGUUCCGCUCGUCUACGUCUACCCAGCCUGGCUUCACUACAAGGGGGCGGCCGAAACCAAGGCUGCCAAACUUGGAGAUCUUGCCAUGGUGGUACUGGGCUUGGUGGGGAUGGUGUACACGACGGCUGUGACGAUUAUUAACAGCUUCAUGUAA
Podospora pseudocomata is the source of this 1902-nucleotide messenger RNA. RefSeq lists its product as uncharacterized. The transcript has a single exon. Gene Ontology annotation, molecular function: L-tyrosine transmembrane transporter activity. Gene Ontology annotation, biological process: amino acid transmembrane transport. The record is from RefSeq and is a predicted model, not a curated record. Bases 1 to 1902 code for a protein of 633 amino acids. Gene Ontology annotation, cellular component: vacuolar membrane. Lineage: Eukaryota; Fungi; Ascomycota; Sordariomycetes; Sordariales; Podosporaceae.